UGAAUAGCUACUAGGCCCAACAAAUGUGAACGAAGCGUUGUCGUAUUGCUACGAGCAAAUUUUUCUGGCCUGCUGCGUUGUCUUCCUCACGGAAGUUGCAGGAAUGAGUAAUAAUUCAAUGGCAAUGGAGGCUGCAUCUCUGCGACACGCAAUUUUUGCAACAAAUCGAAGAAACCCAGUUGGGUUUAAGCCAUCGACUCAUUCAAGGAGGAAGAUUAGACUGCAACGGUCUCGCUUUCGCUCUGGUACUAUCUCUUCUUACAAGGAAGAUUUUCAGGGGUAUGCUAGACCUUCAAGUCUUUUGCCAGCCACAGACGUGAAGGUCUGUACAGAAACCUUGCAAGAAAAGAUUUUCUCAUCUAUCAGCUUGGAUAGACCUCAGUCCUUGUAUAAAGUUAAGCUACGGACAAGUAACAUCUAUGGAUCAAGUCUGAGCGACAUGAAUGCUGGAAUUCUUUUGUGCUUGAUAAAUGAAAAGGGUGACUCAAUAUUACAGAGGAUACCUGCAUGUUCGAUGAAUAGUCAUUCUGCAGAUUUAGAGAACUUGGUUCAACCUGAAGUACUCCAUUUCCAAAAAGGUUCUGUGGAUGAAUUCAUCUUUGAGGGACCUGAACUGGGGAAAGUUGAAGCGCUUUGGAUCAGCCUUGGAUCAGGUCAGUGGAGAUUAGAAGGUGUCACUCUGACCAUCUUUUGUAAAUGUCAGCCUUCAUUGGAAGAAAAUAAUGGGGAAGAUGUUAAGUAUGUUGGUUUUCAGUAUGACUUCAACAUCGAUAAUAUCUUGCUCGGAGAUGGAGGCAGCAUGUCAAUGGUGGAAUUAAGACCUUGCCUUGUCACUGAAUUGUCUGGGGUUAACCCCACCAACUUGUUGAGUACAAGCUUUUCUCAACCUAAUUCACUUUUGGAGGAAGGGAUAAGUAAGGAGGAAAGCAUGAAGGAGUACUCAGAUUUGAAGUUGUCCUUGUUACUCUAUGAUGCUGCUCUAAUCUUUGUUGGUACCUCACUUGCAUCAUUCUCAUCUGGGGAAAGGUCAGCUUCUGCAUUCUUAAUUGGUGGUGUCCUUGGCUUUCUAUAUUUGUUGCUAGUGCAAAGAUCUGUUGAUGAAUUACCAGCUGCAGAACCAAUUUCUGAGAUUAAUGCAGAAGGCAAUAAUAAUAGAAUGGGUGGCCUAAAGGGUCCGCUAUUAAGGUUUGCAUUAAUCGUGGGAUUUUCUGCUCUAGCAGUCAAGUAUAGCACAGCUGAUGUAUCAUUUGUUUUGACUCCUAAAGAACUCCUGCUUGGGAUGAUGGGAUUUCUUUCAUGUAAAGUAGCAGUGAUUUUGGCAACGUUUAAGCCCUUGCCAUUGAGCCUAAAGGAAAAGGAGUGAAGCAUUUUCUGUUCAUCCCCUAGCUCUAGAUACAUAUCGAAACAUGUAUGGUUAAACAUCAUAUUCAAAACCUUUAUGUAUAGUUAAAAUUCAAUGUUAU
Molecule: messenger RNA, 1463 nt
Organism: Rubroshorea leprosula
Lineage: Eukaryota; Viridiplantae; Streptophyta; Magnoliopsida; Malvales; Dipterocarpaceae
Source: the annotation of a GenBank genome assembly